Messenger RNA from Charadrius vociferus (killdeer), 1465 nucleotides. RefSeq names its product transmembrane protein 184C (gene TMEM184C). The coding region runs from base 1 to 1299 and encodes 432 amino acids. Gene Ontology annotation, molecular function: transporter activity. Lineage: Eukaryota; Metazoa; Chordata; Aves; Charadriiformes; Charadriidae. Gene Ontology annotation, biological process: transport. The record is from RefSeq and is a predicted model, not a curated record. The transcript is spliced from 10 exons.
AUGGACAGCCCAGUUAUCACUAUGGAUCUGCACUUGCAUAAUACAAAGCAAGGAGGAAAAAUGAGGAAACCUAUGAAAGUUGGAAUUCAUACCAAGGCAUGGUUUAUUGCUGGAAUAUUUCUACUAAUGACUAUACCGAUAUCACUCUGGGGAAUACUACAACACUUAGUCCAUUAUACUCAACCUGAGCUGCAGAAACCAAUAAUAAGGAUUCUAUGGAUGGUGCCGAUUUACAGUUUAGACAGUUGGAUAGCUUUGAAAUACCCCAACAUUGCAAUAUAUGUGGAUACAUGUCGAGAAUGCUAUGAAGCUUAUGUCAUCUAUAACUUUAUGGUUUUUCUUUCAAAUUAUCUAACCAACCGGUAUCCAAACCUCGUAUUAAUAAUAGAAGCAAAAGAUCAGCAGAGACAUCUGCCGCCUCUAUGUUGUUGUCCAUCAUGGGCUAUGGGAGAAGUUUUAUUAUUUAGAUGUAAACUGGGUGUUUUGCAGUACACUGUUGUCAGACCAUUUACUACCAUUAUUGCUUUAAUUUGUGAACUCGUGGGAGUGUAUGAUGAAGGAAACUUCAGCUUCAACAAUGCUUGGACUUACUUGGUUAUACUUAACAACAUGUCACAGCUAUUUGCUAUGUAUUGUCUGGUGCUGUUUUAUAAAGUACUACGUGAAGAACUGAAUCCUAUCCAACCUGUUGGCAAGUUCCUUUGUGUGAAGAUGGUCGUUUUUGUUUCUUUCUGGCAAGCUGUGCUUAUUGCGUUGUUGGUGAAAGUUGGCGUUAUUUCUGAGAAACACACCUGGGAAUGGCAAAGUGUGGAAGCUGUGGCUACAGGCCUACAGGAUUUUAUCAUUUGUGUUGAGAUGUUCCUGGCUGCUAUUGCACAUCACUACAGUUUUUCCUAUAAACCCUAUGUUCAAGAAGCUGAAGAAGGGUCAUGCUUCGAUUCUUUUCUUGCAAUGUGGGAUAUUUCUGAUAUAAGGGCAGAUAUAUCAGAACAGGUUCGAAAUGUUGGAAGGACAGUUUUGGGCCAGCCAAGGAAAAUGUUUUUUGCUGAGGAUCACGAACAAAACGAACAUACGAGUUUACUGUCUUCAUCUACUCAAGACCCAAUUUCUGAUGCUUCUUCAAUGCCAUCUUCACCUAUGGGUCAUUAUCAAGGGUUUGGACACACUGUGACACCUCUCACAACACCAACAACAGUUCCUGCAGUUGAUGGUAUUUAUAACACUUCUGCUACUCGAGACGCUGAGGAGUCACCUGAACUAGAGCACAAUUUAUCAGAGAAAGCUUUGGAUAAAAGUUAGACUCACCUUUUCUUUGAAUGUGUCAAGGAGUCUGUUGUAUGCUUGCCACACAUGUUCUGUUAACAUGUACUAUUAGUGAUGAAAGUUGAAAAGCUUGGAAAAGCUACUGCGCAGACAGGAAGAGGAUACGGCUGUAACUGACAUCUGAAUUCUGAAUCUAUAAUAG